Messenger RNA from Lentinula edodes (shiitake mushroom), 1038 nucleotides. RefSeq lists its product as uncharacterized. The record is from RefSeq and is a predicted model, not a curated record. The coding region runs from base 1 to 1038 and encodes 345 amino acids. The transcript has 6 exons. Lineage: Eukaryota; Fungi; Basidiomycota; Agaricomycetes; Agaricales; Omphalotaceae.
AUGAAGUUCAAGCUUAAACUUUCAUCAGAGCUUGCUCGUGAACUUGGGGUGUCCGCCUUCGUGUUCCAACAGGAGUUCAGUUUCCAGAACACGCUCCUCCAGUCGGUUACCGCGGAGGGUCUAUACGACCAUCUGGAUGACCACGAUCACAACACAACCACCUGCGCUGCUUCAAGAAGUCCCACUCCCUCAUCUGAUCACGAACGGUCCUCUCUAUCUUCUCCCCUCUCCUCUCUGCCACUCUCGCCUUCCCCACAGUCGCAAAACGUAUGGCCGGCAGAACCUACGCAUAUGAAACUUAGCGGGGUGAAAAAGCGGAAGCUAGCCCGCUCAAAGGGCUCUAGCAAGAAGAAUCGGAAGAAGAAACGGGUGGAAACGGUCUCGAACCAAGCUUUGGACAUCCGCUCACGGGUAGACCCUCUGAAUCGCUUUGCUGGGGGUUCUGGCUUGAACACAAGAUUCUCGAUGGAUGGAGCUCCGGUAGCUUCUACUGCGUACGUUGGUCUUUGGGAUGAGGGCCUCGAAGGUGAAGGUAGAACGUGGUGGCUGAGGGAGCUCGUCGGCCCAGACAUAAACGAGAGCUUUCAGCUCAUCAAGGCUAAAGCAGGCACCACCAUACCACUCAUUGACUCCGACGACCGAGUUUAUGGCUUGGUCGUCUACCCAUCCGACCCCUCCGUUAAAAACUGCGCAGAAGAAGCCGCCGUUCUUAUUCAGCAAGAACGAAAAAACUGCAGCUUUUCUGCUGAACAGCGUGAACACCGUGAACACCGCAGGGGUUCGUUUCCAGCUUUAUCCACCGGGGUCUCACACGGUAACGGUCGCACGCAUCCUCAGAACAUUGUACACAACAAGGCAAAUACUUCGGUUCUUGAACGACUCACUGCCUCUGAACCCUUCAAACGCCUUUCUGGUUUUGCAACUGGUGUUUUCAAGACGCCUGAGGCGUUGAGCUCGAAGGGGACCACAGAAAUGAAGGAGAAUCGACGGCCCCUUGGAGGAACAGCCCACGGAGUUGUACUCGGUGGGACUGAAUGA